AUAGUACAAGUGAUGUUUAAGGUGGUGUGCUUUGCCAAAUGAACACUCUGCUUUAAAUGGUAAAUUGGAACUACACCAAAUGGUAAUUAACCUUGUUACUUCAGAUACUGGUCAUGUUGUUUAUAACCAGUGUUUUUUGUUUAAUUGGCUUGGGUUUUCAGUUUUUAGCCUGUGCUGACCUGGAACUUGAGCCUUGUGUCUCAUCUCCCAAGUGCUGAGAUUAUAAAUGAGCUGCCACACCAGCAGGAGAUUUCAUGCUUAUCGCAUGGAAAGGGUGUUUUUCCCUUACCAGUGUCUUAUUUUGAUCUUAAACUUACUUUGCAGAAAUACCUAAAAUACCUAAACAGCAAAUCCACAAUUGAGGGAGGAUGUUUUCUGGAAAGCGGGUGGCCACCCUGCUCUUGGAUCUGUCAGUUGAUAGCAGUUUGGGGAUUUGGAGCUGGGCUGUAGGAUGCAUUUCUAGUGUUUCAUACUUACAAGGUUGCUUUCAGAAAUUGCCAGGAAAGCUCAGGUUGUUUCAUAAUAAUGAGAAUACUCGAUUGUUUGGCUUUGGAUAAUGUUCUAAUGAAGUUCACUAAUUUUACCAUCUUUAGUGAACUCUUCCACUGGGGCUUGGCAGAUGAGGCACUGCUGGGCCCUGCCAGGUUAUAGUUUUAAGUAUCCAUGAGGCUAAGGCAUCUUGAGAACGUUAUCAAAAUCAAGACGGUUCAAAGAGAACUUAAUUUUCAAAGACUUGCUUUGGGUGUUUUGAUUGGUGGGGUGUUUUGUUUUCUUGUGAAACACAGCUCUGGUUUUAAAGUCUACACAAGGCCCUGUGGAGUUCUUGCCAUUGCAUUUUCAGAGUUGGCAGCUGGGGUAGUUGUCCUGUUUCUGACUCCUGGAAAAUGGGCAAAAGUUGGAUCAGGUGACCUUGCAGAUCGAGUUGGAGGCAAAUAUUUUUCUCUUGGUGUCCAUCCGCCAGGAUUGGCUGACAGUGGGGGCGGAGCAGCCGGAGGACAAGGAGAACUGCCAUGGCCGCGGCUGCACGCUCUCGGAUUGCACACUUGCUGAGGCACCUGCAAAGCACAGCAUGCCAGUGCCCAACACAUUCUCAUACUUACUCCCAAGCCCCUGGACUCUCACCUUCUGGAAAAACAACAGAUUAUGCGUUUGAGAUGGCUGUUUCAAAUAUUAGAUAUGGAGCAGGGGUUACAAAGGAAGUGGGCAUGGUAUGUCAAUGCCCCCAUUGGGAAGGGGAAGCCAGUGACUGUGCCUCUGAAACCUCUGAUUGCAGUUCCAACCACCUCAGGAACCGGCAGUGAGACAACAGGGGUUGCCAUUUUUGACUAUGAACAUAUGAAAGUAAAAACUGGCAUUGCUUCACGAGCCAUCAAACCCACACUGGGACUAGUUGAUCCUCUGCACACUCUACACAUGCCUUGUCAGGUGGUUGCCAACAGUGGCUUUGAUGUCCUUUGCCACGCUCUGGAGUCAUACACAGCCAUUCCCUAUAACAUGCGGAGUCCCUGCCCUUCCAACCCCAUCCAACGACCAGCCUACCAGGGCAGCAACCCAAUCAGUGACAUCUGGGCAGUCCAUGCACUGCGGAUUGUUGCCAAGUAUCUGAAGAGGGCUGUCAAAAAUCCUGAUGAUCUGGAAGCAAGGUCUAGUAUGCACUUGGCAAGUGCUUUCGCUGGCAUCGGCUUUGGAAAUGCUGGUGUUCAUCUGUGCCAUGGCAUGUCUUACCCAAUUUCAGGUUUAGUGAAGACAUAUAAAGCCAAGGAAUACAAUGUGGAUCACCCUCUGGUGCCCCAUGGCCUCUCUGUGGUGCUCACAUCUCCAGCAGUGUUCACUUUCACAGCCCAGAUGUUUCCAGAGCGGCACCUGGAGACAGCAGAAAUAUUAGGAGCCGACAUCCGCACUGCCAGGACCCAAGAUGCUGGACCUGUGUUGGCAGAUACUCUCCGACAAUUCCUGUUUGACCUAAAAGUUGACGACGGUCUUGGUGCCCUCGGUUACUCCAAGGAUGACAUCCCUUCAUUGGUGAAAGGGACACUGCCCCAGGAAAGGGUCACCAAACUUGCACCCCGUGCCCAAUCAGAAGAGGACUUGUCUGCCUUGUUCGAAGCAUCAAUGAAACUGUACUAACUGACAGCAGAAACGAUCACUGUUGCCUUUGUAGCAGAAGUUACAGGUAGCAGAAGUGGGUCAGGCUCGCCUUUGUCUUUUGUCUCCACACUUAAUUCAACUGCUGCUGGUUUGAAUGUGAUAUGAUUGUAUCCUUGGGAAAUUCCUUGAUUCUCAUUAUGUAAAACCUGGGGCCACACCCCAGGGGUCAUUGUUCCUGCACCUUAACCCCUACUGAACAUGCUAACUCUCAGUCCAUGUGCCAAAUGGACAAAAACUGUCUAUCAGAUAUACAAAUAUACAUAGCCUAUGUCCAGAUACUGCAUGUCUAGAAGUUUAUCCUGCAGAAACACUAGUAUUACUGUGCAAAAAAAAAAGACAAGAGUAUCUCUGACGUACUUUUUGGGGUAAUAAAAAUUAAAACAGUCUAAAUAUAAUGGAAUACUAUGGUAUUAUUAAUAAAGAUGAAGUAAAUCUCUUGGAAA
Cricetulus griseus (Chinese hamster) is the source of this 2591-nucleotide messenger RNA. Lineage: Eukaryota; Metazoa; Chordata; Mammalia; Rodentia; Cricetidae. The record is from RefSeq and is a predicted model, not a curated record.